GCUUUGUCCUCUGACUCUUUUGUGACAGACUCUAAUCCCCACCAGUUCCCCGACUCGACUCGACCACCGAUCCAAACCUCGUGUCUCUCUGUCCCUCACUGGCCCUGGCGUAGUAUUGGCUUACGGCUUCCCACUCACACACCCUCUCGCUCUCCCCGCCGCCCUUGCUCCUUAUACGUCUCCCUCGUCCUUCCCACCUCUUUCGCCAUCUGGCGCGCUUUCUGGCCGCACAUCUCCCGCACCUCUUUGCUGCGAGGCUCUACUCCUGCCUGUCCAAUCUCAUCCGGUCCAGUUCAGCCCACUGCCAUCGAAAACAAUACUCAAAUCAUCGAAUAGACGCUCCACCGCUUCCUCACCAGUUAUUACUGUUCAUUCCCAGCUCUUCGGCUCCCGCCUAGUCGCCUGGCUGCCCGGCAGUACUGCGGAAAUACCUCAAAACAACUGACCCCCAAAAGUGUAUCGAGUGGUUCAGUUGAGAGCUCCACAGGCUCUUCAGGCUCUUCCAAGAGUACAGGGAUACCGAGAUACACUAAACCUCUUUGCCUGGAACAAACCACCUGCAGCGAACGCCCGCCUUAAGCUUAGACACUCUCUCGCACCAAUUCCUGCCUGGCUCAGGCCUGGCGUUUCCCUGUCGCCGCGAGCAAAUGUCUAAUCGGUCAUCCCCCAAAGUGCCCGUUCCUACAUCCAGCUAGGGUUCACUCAAUCAAUGAUCCGGCUGCCCUUUUUCAAGCCCGCGUCGUCCCAAGACCACAACUGAACCAUCAGCAAUCAGAUCAAGCCGUCAUCUCGCCGUCCGCCUUCUUGUCCAUUUCCAUUUUUAUCCUCCAUCAUCAUCCUUUCUCAGUCUGAUCGCAAAUUCCCCAGAUUUCAUCUCCAUCCAACCGUCAUCAACCUUCCUUUCCAAUCACUCCGCAGGGGCUCGGUUCAACAAACCGAUUCCAAGGUGUCAUCACUGGGUUAUCGCCACCGCUAAACAAUUGGGCUGCGCGUCCCUCAACCCGCCAAACUCGAAUUUCCUCGGCAAAACGUCGUCAUUUUACAAACACACUGACCAUUUUGGGCGGGGGGACCACCAAUCUUGACUGACGGGCCUUGCCUAGGCACAAGAGGGAAACGGGGAACCAGUCAGCGAGAAGUCGGUGCUAGGAGGCGACAGAAAAGCAAAAAAAGAGGAACAAACCAUUUCUUGACUUGCAUCUGCAAGCCCCGAGCGCCAUCUCCCGCUCUUCUCUUGUACUUCCGCACCUUGCGACACGCAGCUCACAGAUCAAAAAAACUCACCACUGGCCGACCGACUGGCGUAACCGGCCGACCAACAGCGCCUCUUUUUUGGCACUGAGGGCCACUACUGCCACACUAAAGACUCCCCCCAGUUCGAGCUGCAUCCUUUGCCGUCCGCCUCCACCAAUCUACCUUCCGCCGCGGUCUCUGGUUCCAGCAUAACCCUCGUCAUCCUCGCUAACUUUACUUUUGCUGCACGCCUGCAACCGUGCUCUGCACCUGUGCACGCCUUGCUUCCCGCGCCUGUCUCUCUGUCUUGUCGCCGUCGCCAUCCUCGUUGCACUUCAAUAUUCCUGUUGUCGCACAUUGCUGAAGCGGCGCGGAGCGGAGGCACUGAUCAGACGCAGGCACCCUCCCUAGAUCUUCACGUCUGGGUCACCCAGCUCUGUGCUGCCUGGCAGCUCCUGGCGUGCUGAUGCGGGUGCAGAGCCUGCGCAUCAUCACCACCACCAUCUCCUCCACCACCACCAUUUCAUCGCCACGGCGCUGAAAUGUCCAUUUAUCCACCUACUCGCCAGCCUACACAUGCUCUGAAUGGUAUCGGCAACAUGAGCGAUGGUGCAGGAACCAUCGAUCCUGCAGCUUUGAACGCUAGUGGUGGAUUGAUACAGUCAUCAGCCGAAUCAGGCCCGCGCGGCAUCAAACGAAGCAGAUCUCCCGAACAAUAUGGCGAAUAUCAUCCAGGUGACGAUGAUGGCCCGCGCAAACGUGGUCGACCGUCGAAAACCCCCAGAACGUCUGGAGACUUUACUUCCAACGUCGAUGCCCUCCCAACACCCUCCAGCCAGACCUCCCCAGAGCUGAAUCAGACGCCCAGAAAUCAAGGAGGCCCACAACCACAGGCCUCCACGCCGGUACAAGCAUCUCCGCCGCGCACCCUUCCCAAAUCGACCAUAAAAGCACUGCCAACGGUCAGGGACCAUACCAGCGACGUGCUGCAGCCCGAAGGAGACGAGUAUAUGCCACGCGAGUACGACGAUGCAGGCGAGAAAAAGGUGGACCAACUGGGCUACCUCCAGGGCGGACGAGAGUACAAGAUCAGGACUUUCACCCUCCCCGGGAGAGGGCAAAAGCUGUUUAUGUUGGCAACGGAAUGCGCGCGUCAACUUCAGUACCGGGAUUCCUAUCUUCUCUUCAACAAAAAUCGGUCGCUCUUUAAGAUCAUUGCGAGCGUCAAGGAGAAGGAAGAGCUCGUUAACCGCGAGAUCCUGCCCUACUCGUACCGGUCACGCCAGAUCGCCGUGGUAACGGCGCGCUCGAUGUUUCGCCAAUUCGGCAGUCGCGUCAUCAAAGACGGUCGAAGAGUUCGAGACGAUUACUGGGAAGCCAAAGCUAUCAAGCAAGGAUUCACCGAACAGGAUGCUGCCGGCGAGAAGCGACCUGGAGCCGCAAGGGCCAGAGAAGCGGCCGCCCAGGACCAGUUGAAUGCUCGUGCUAACGUCGCUGCGGCAUAUGGUGACAUCGUCUACAGCAAUGGCCCGGGUUAUGGAGCUGUGCAACCGCCAGCUCUUCAUUCCGGGAUCGCAUCGACCAUGGCACAACUGGCUUCCUUCGACCCAACCUACGAAUCCAGGUACAAAGAUAUUGUGCGGCCGAGGCACGAAAUAACGGGCCCGCCAUAUCAAGAUCUCACUCGACCAAGUUCCGACGUGGAAUUGGCCAGUCAAGCCAGCCAUGCGGCUGAAUACAGCAAAACCAUCAACCAACAAAAUCGCUACAGGCGUGGACUUGUCGAAGACUAUUGGCGCAGGCCACAUGAACCGCCUGUUUCAACACCUCCUCCUGCGGAAGCUGAAGUUGCAACGACAACUCAUCCCUUCUCCUCGCCCCGAUUUAACACGAGCGACGUCCCUUCCACUCAGCCCAAUUCCAUGUCGCACCCUUCUCAGUCUCUACCGUCCUCGAUGAAUCCUCCUUCAUUCCCCCAUCAACAGCCUCCUAUCCAGUCACCCGUCCGCCAACCAAAUCUACAACAACCUUUCUCGCGCGAAUCAUCCCAGUACACCCCUCAACACCCAGGUUAUCAAAGAUCAUCUUCAAGUCUCUCCAUCUCGCAACCUGGCUCUCAACAACAACCAUUACCCUUCGGCGCAGGAUUCCCUCAUGCUAUCAACCCGCAACAGCAGCAGCAGCAGCCGCCGCAAUCGCAGUCACAGCAGCAGCAACAACAACAACAGCAACAACAAAGUUGGGGAGCUCCACCACCGCAGCCUCACCAGUCACCGGCUGUUCAUCGUAUGACUACGCCCCAAUUCUCGCCCAGCUUAGCACAAGGACAAAUUCCUUCGCCUUUACCUGGUGGCACCCAUGCUAGUCCGUCUCCUCACCCGCAACAAAUGCAACCACCACAGAUGCCGUUGCUCCACCACCAAGGGAGUUCUGGUGGAAUCGGCGGGCAGCAGCUAUAUGGUCCUGGAGCAGGACUGCAAGCGAUCAAUGCUGCUGCAGGGUAUGGGGCUCUCGGCAUUGGCCAGAGAGGCAUUUACCCCAUGGGCGGACAAAGUCAAUUUAUGCAGCCUAAUCCUCAGCAUGGGCAGGGAUGGCCUGGUCCUCAGAGUCAAGGCCAGGGAGGUGGACAAUGGACCCAAGGGUUUCAGUAGGACUUUGACCCGCCAUGAGUUUUGAGGUUCAAACACUUGCAGGAAAAGGGAAAAAAAACCAAAAAAGAAAAGACAUCAAGGGUGGUAGCGGAGGAGUCCUUCUCCCUUCUCGUUUGCAUCAGUUGGACGGGAUCCGACACUUUUCUGAGAAUUGUAAACUCGGUUCUUUGGUCGCCACCUGGAUCACAGGACAGCACAGGACAAUGGCAGAUACAGUCAGAUAUCUUGUUCUUGGGGUUUGGACUCAUGAAAUGCAUCGGAGGGGUGUUGCAUAGCGAGGCAGGCAUAAGAGAAAUCAUCUGGGGGUCUGGACUGGUGAGCAAUUCAUGUUGGGAGGGUGCACAGUGAAGACCAUGGGAUGGGAGCGGGAUGCAUUUGAAAGGGUGGCAAUUGCGAGUACCAGUGGACUUUUUCUAUGGGGGUUUAAUCAGCUCGUCCCUAUUGUUUUCAUGGAUCUUUCCUUGGUAUCAGCUCUCUUUUGUCGAGGGACAGACCCAGGGAGGUGGUCGCAUUCGGUGUUGACGAGUCGGGAUCUCUGUUUUCAUUUCUUCCUUCCGCCCGGGCUCCUGGGUGUUUUGUUCUACGGUCCUUGUUUCCUCCUGUAUUAUCACCAUUUGCUCUUGACUCCCCCUUUGAACUUUUUGAUUUCUCGGCCUGUUGCAUCUCGAGGGAUUCUCAUGGCAUUGGAAUGAGGGAUACGAAGGGAUGGGAAACAUGUUGCGAGUUCCGUGUUUUGAGUCGACCUCUCUACAUAGCAGUUUUAAUUUGUGAAUUCAGAUUACCUCGACGGUGGAAACACAUGAUUCUCGCGAUCUUUCCAGGUAGAGGAAACUGGGAAG
This is a messenger RNA of Cladophialophora immunda, 4723 nucleotides long. RefSeq lists its product as uncharacterized. The record is from RefSeq and is a predicted model, not a curated record. The transcript has 3 exons. The coding region runs from base 1776 to 3884 and encodes 702 amino acids. NCBI's taxonomy places the organism in Eukaryota, Fungi, Ascomycota, Eurotiomycetes, Chaetothyriales, Herpotrichiellaceae.